Messenger RNA from Pieris rapae (cabbage white), 2281 nucleotides. RefSeq names its product inhibin beta B chain (gene daw). Gene Ontology annotation, biological process: SMAD protein signal transduction; BMP signaling pathway. The coding region runs from base 74 to 1147 and encodes 357 amino acids. NCBI's taxonomy places the organism in Eukaryota, Metazoa, Arthropoda, Insecta, Lepidoptera, Pieridae. Gene Ontology annotation, cellular component: extracellular region. Gene Ontology annotation, molecular function: cytokine activity; growth factor activity. The transcript is spliced from 5 exons. The record is from RefSeq and is a predicted model, not a curated record.
UACGUUACACCGCACGCAUGUGUCUAGAUCUUCUUUCAUAUUUCAAUUGUCUGAGACGAAGGAAAUUGCCGCGAUGAACCGUGCAAUCGUGUUUUUUGUUCUAGUUAGCUUAAGCAUAACGUGGGGGGAGAUGGGGACGUGUGGGAACUGUGCGAAAGGGGACCUAAGUAUCACUGAACUGACGGAGGCGAGAAUCCAGUUCAUCAAGCAACAGAUUCUUAAGAAACUGAGGCUCAGUAAGAAGCCAGCUGUGGCUGUGCCGGUGAAUAGUCUACCGAUGCCGGUUGCCCAGGGCCAGACGUUAAGCCAUGGUACUGAUAAACCGCCAGAAUUUGAUGAUUAUUAUGGCAGAACAGAACAGAAGAUUAUAUUCCCAGUUGAAGGGGAGUGUCUUACUUCCGGCCGAUAUCCGUUCACCUGCUUACAAUUCGAACUUCCGCCGGAUGUGGAACCAGAAGAAGUUACCGUUGUUGAACUAUGGUUUUAUAAGGAACGUGAUCCCUUUGACGAAUACAACCAGACCUUUGUAAUAUCGGAGGCAGCUCAUUGGGAUAGUCAGCAGCAAUUCAAAAAGACAAAGCCGAUCGCCAUCAAAGAGACUGAUAUUGGUGAGGGCUGGGUGCGUGUGGAACUGGCUUGGGCAGUCAGGGUCUGGUUGGAGGGACGAGAGAGGCUCCAUACGUUGCAUGUUGCGUGCAGAACUUGUCAGUUGCGCCGAGCGCCGCUCUCCUUCCACGAGAAACAUCGCCCAUUCUUAGUCCUAUAUACUAAAUACGCUGGUAAGCGACGCCAGGGGCGCGCCCUAGAGUGUGGGUCUAAUACCAGUGAGUGUUGCCGGGAACCCCUAUACGUCAGCUUUCGGGAACUGGGUUGGGAUGAUUGGAUCAUACGACCAGCUGGGUACCAUGCUUACUUCUGCAAAGGCUCGUGUUUACCAAUUUCUGCUGUGACUAAAGCGGAUAGUUAUCAUCAUAAUAUUAUUAGGAAAUACUUUUAUUCAGUAUCGAAUGAUAAAAGGGCAGAGUUCAAGCCAUGCUGUGCCCCAACCACGUUUAGUUCGUUACAAUUACUCUACAUGGAUUCAAAUAACACUGUGACGCAGAAGACGCUUCCUAAUAUGGUGGUCGAAUCUUGUGGGUGUAUGUGAUGCUGAAAAUGUUUAAGUAACGUAACUAUUGUUUACUUAAAAAGACUCAACCAACACAUCAUUCAUACGGAUGAUUGUAGAAAGGUUGUAAAUAUGCCCGACGUUAUGAAAGGCCAUGGUCUGUUCUACAAAGAGUCUCGGUGUACUUAAUAUUAGUAUGCUCAUGGUGUCUCUCAGGGUCCCGAAUUGUUGCCGCUUUGUUUUCACAAACAUCAGGAAAAUGUUUUAAUAUUUGACAGCUCGUUGUACAUGUAACAUAUUUGUUUAGUUUUAAAUGUAUGUGAAUUCUGCAUAGGUUAACUAGAAUGAUGUGUAAGUUAUUGUAAUUUAGGUUUUGAAUGGUUAAACUAGUUAAUUUAAUAUCGUUUAGGGAAACUAUGUGAUGUAGUGAUACUUAGAGAAUAUUCGUUAAAUAUUUUAUUUAUAAUAAUUGAAAGAUUUGAAAAAUUUAACACAUUCAUUUCUCAUACAUGUUGUAUUUAAUUAGUAAAUUUUUAUAUAAAAUCUAUUCUGCCGUUAUAAUCAACAUUGUCUAGUGCUCUUAACUCUGAGAACGUGGUUUCCAAUUCUGGAAUUAUCUACUUAUGUGCAUAAUUGCUCAUACGGUGACGAAAAACAAUGUGAGGAAAUGAGUAAUGACAUAUGGAAGUCAUACUUAGCGUUAAGUCUCGACUUUUAAUGAAAGAUGUACCUACCUAAGAUCCAAAAUUGAAUGUGAUAUGUCAUCUGUCAGGUACAUAUUUCUUUAACUAUAAAUGAUAACCUUGACUUAGUAAUAUCAAUUUGAUUUAGUUAUCGCAUACGUGAUUAUCAACUUAAUCUAUAAAAAGUAAUUAUUUAUAUUUCCACUUAAAAUGUUUAUUUAAAAUAUCAUGUGAUAUUUGAUAUCACAACGUACAUGGUAUCACAGUCAAUAAACAAGUUCUUAUAUAUUACCUACAGACUGUCGAGAUUUAUGUGACAUCCGUAUAUCAAAAAUUUAUUGACAUAGGCCAGUCAUACCUACUACGUUCUAUAUUCUGUAGGCGCGUAUAUGUCAACUGAAACUUUAUUAUUAUGAUACUCCAAUAAGUCUAAUGAAGCUCUUAAAACUUAGCGAUUAAUAAUAUACUCGCUUGUUUGAUUUGGGAUAUA